UAUUAGAAAUCGGUGGGGAGGGAGGGAGAGAGAAAGAAAGAAAAUAGCAAGGAAGACAGGAAAGCACAAGGACAGUCAGGGUGGAGGGGACUGCAAAGGUCAAUGUUGGUGCUGGCAAAAAGGGAAAGGAAAGAUUCCGCAAUGGUUAUCAGCAGUGAUUGUACAGACUUCACAUAGGAUUCCAUUUCAAAAACAACAGCAAUCCCACCUAUUAUAAGCCAAGGGAGGAAUAUAUUAAUAAUUUGUUUUGUUAAACGUAAGGGACCCAGAGCUUUGGUUGUAUUUUGCAGCUGGCAACUUCUCUACCAACAAUUUGCCUUUGGAGAAAAUCUCCACACGCUACAGAAACUACAAUGCCCUGCGAGAUGCGGCUCCUGCCUGAAUCUUGGUCUGGAUGCUGUAAAUCCUCUUCCUUCUUGUUUAUUUUAGCCCAGUGUCUUCUCUCUGUCUCUUCCCCAACCCCCGCGCCCCGACGCUUCUUGUUUGUAUCAAACCUCUUUUCCUCUGAGGUUUAGGGAAGCCGCUCUUCCCUCUGCCUGCAAGAUGGCUUUGAUGUUCUGGAUGGUUCUUUUGAGUCUUCUCAUCAGAGGCCUUGCCCGACCUCAUCCCACUAGUACUGCUUACUCUCCAUCACAGCCCUUUAUUUCCCGCAGAGUGCUUAUAAAAAUGUCUCAUCUUUUCAUCUGUUGAAUAUUUUCUUUUGUGACAAGAUCACGUAUUAUCCUCUAAUGAGAGAAGGCUCUACGCAGAGGGGACAAGAGGACAUUGAAGUCCACAGGCCUUGCUGCAAUUCUGUCCACGUCUCAAGGGUAGAACGUACCCUCAUCCCAAGAACCCCCCCUGAAAUCCCAAGAAUGCUCCCCAGCGGGGUGCGAUUCUGGACCGCACCGCUGCGGACCUGAAGCCUGGCUCCGCUCCCCGCGGGACUCUGGGGAUCUGCCCCAUCAACUUCCCGAAAGGGCGGGCCACAAGCACAGCGGUCCCCUAGCGGCUACCCGACUGGCUUUCCCAUGAGCUCCGCCGCUCCAUAACACCUCUUCGUCCGGAACUUCCUGAGGGCGGCAGCCAAUCACAGAGUCCUUCCCGUCCGUCCCCGUCUCAGCCGGCUGCCAAUCGGAGCUUCUCCGCCGACGCCCCUUAAAGGCGCCGCCGCCGCCGCGGAGCCCCGCGAGCCGCUGGAGGUUCCGGCCCCCACCCCGCAGUAUGGAGGCCGGCCGGGGGCGGCCCGGGCCGGAACCGGAGCUCUCGGCGGCAGCCGGCCCUCCGGCCGCGGCUUUCAGCGACCAGCCGGUCCGAACGCCCUCGAAGCCGCCCUGCGUCUGGCGGGGGUCCGGGGAGGAAGAGGCUGAGAACGCUGGGGUCGCGAGCCGUCCCCCGCGAGCGUCCCCGAAGACGUCGAGCGGCAGCAACAGCGUCCAGCGGCCGGAGCCGGACGCUUGGGAGGUCCAGCCGGGCCUCCGGGCGACGCCGUCCGGGGCCGGGGGUCUCCGGGGGCCCGCAGGUCCCGAGCACGCCCCGCCCCCGUCCUCCUGCCACCGGCAGCCGGAGCCCAGCGAGAAGCAGCCUUCCGCCCCGAGCGUCCGCCGUCGGGGGAGCCCGGGCGGCGUCGAGAUGAACGUGGAGCCGCCGCUGCAGGAGAGUGAAGAGCCCAACGAAGAGGAGGAGGAGGAGGAGGCGGCGGCGGGUCGGGCUGGCCGCUCGUUCCCCAGCCGCCUCCAGGACAGCCGCAGCCUGGACGGGCUGAGUGGGGCGUGCGGCGGAGGGGGCGCCUCCGCCAGUGGCGAGGCCGGCGCGGGCGGGGGACGUCGCGCCACCAUCUCCAGCCCCUUAGAGCUCGAGGGCACGGUGAGCCGCCACGGCGACCUCACCCACUUUGUCGCCAACAACCUCCAACUCAAGAUCCGAUUGAGUGGCGCCCCACCGCCCCUUCCCCCGGCCUCUGUGCGGCCCUGCCUGACGCCCGCACCCACUCCCACCAUCCCCCCCAUCGACCCCGACGUGCUGCGGGAUCUGGAGCGGCUGAGCCGCGACCUGGGCGGCCGGGUGGACCGUCUGCUUCGCGGGCUGGGGGGUGCGGUGCAGGAGCUGACAGCCUUGAGCGUGGGCUGUAUCCAGACCUACCGCGACGCGGUGGAUUCCUUAGGCGAAGCCGUGGACAUGAGCAUCAAGGGCAUGUACACCUUGCUCGCGCGCUGCGAGGAGCUGGAACGGGCUCUGCAGCCGGUCCAGGGGCUGGCACGCCAAGUCCGAGAUAUCCGACGCACUCUGGAGGUGUUGGAGGCCCUGUGCAAGUGACCAGGAGCACAGAGGAGAGAGGCCAUGCCUAACCUGGCCAGGCCAGGGUCCAGGAGGACCCUAAGGAUUCUUCAAGGAGCCCUGGUGGAGACUGCCGGCUGUGGGGGAGGCCUGUGCGUUAGAGGUUCUUCCACAAGCAUUUAGGUGGUGGCCUGUGCCGGUUCUAAGCAUACGGAGUGUGAAUGGGGAAGUUGUAAAGAUUUUCCUGGUGGGAAGGGAUGUAGCUCUGCUUCUAUUCAGUUGGCCAUCUGUAGCUACCCUGUACCUCCUGACUCUUCUCCCUAGCUAGACCGCCAUCCUUGGGAAACACGGGCCCUUAGAUCUCUGCCGGGGGAUGGGGCAGACCCCCACGUGUAAUGAGAAGAGAGAGGAAGUGGCCACAGCCCGCUGUGGCUGUCCUGAUUCCAGUGAUCAGAUGUCAAGUUCCAGGGGCUGUCGGAGCUCGAGUGGUCCUUGGCCACACACCGUGCAGUCCUGGGCGCACUUCUGCAGAUGGAUGCAUAACCUCCUGCUUCUUCCCUCUGGUCCCUAACAUGCCACGGGGUGGAGCUAACAGGAGCACCUUUCUUGGUGGAGGGGGUGAGGUGGGAGGUGUCUGCCCGAUGCCCUCGGUUCAGGUGGAAUUGUUGCUGGGUUUGAAGCCCACCUGUUGGGGAGUAUUCUAAUCAGUUUUGGCUUUCUGAGUUUUGUGGAAUUAAAGUGCCGCUGCUGCUAA
Molecule: messenger RNA, 3010 nt
Organism: Peromyscus leucopus (white-footed mouse)
Lineage: Eukaryota; Metazoa; Chordata; Mammalia; Rodentia; Cricetidae
Gene: Borcs6
Product: BLOC-1 related complex subunit 6
Exons: 1
Coding region: 1204-2295 (363 amino acids)
Biological process (GO): lysosome localization
Cellular component (GO): BORC complex
Source: RefSeq, a predicted model, not a curated record